This is a messenger RNA of Chinchilla lanigera (long-tailed chinchilla), 1446 nucleotides long. It is a transcript of the gene Mrps35, whose product is annotated as mitochondrial ribosomal protein S35. Gene Ontology annotation, biological process: mitochondrial translation. Lineage: Eukaryota; Metazoa; Chordata; Mammalia; Rodentia; Chinchillidae. The record is from RefSeq and is a predicted model, not a curated record. Gene Ontology annotation, molecular function: structural constituent of ribosome. The transcript has 8 exons. Gene Ontology annotation, cellular component: mitochondrial small ribosomal subunit. The coding region runs from base 484 to 1314 and encodes 276 amino acids.
AGUACCGGCCCCACGAUGGCGCCGCGGUGGCGGAGCUAGCACGACCCGCAGGCGGUGUUUUUCUGGCUGCCGUUGCUCCUCGGCUGCCGGCCGGCGCUGGCCGCCCCGGGAAAGCCGCGGACACGCGUGUGUCUUCUGCGUGCACACACACCUGCGCGGUCGGCGCAGUCGUGCGUACCGCCUCUGCAUUGCUGUGUGCAGGGGGUGUCGACUCGGUUCUUCCCGAGCGAGAAGGGCAAGGGCUGUGCCAGAGGAAAACACAGCUCGGAGUUCUAGGUCCCCAAACGUGGUACCUUAUUUCAGCGGGGUGUAGGGCUGCCUUCAUGCCGUGGAGGAGUCCGGUGGAAACGACUGGUUGUUAAGGGAGAAGUCCUGUGUAGUGUGAGAGGAGCUGUAAAGAAGUUUUGAUGUAUGAUCGUCAUGCCCUGAAAUGUCACAGCUUCUUUUCUCGAGGCAGAAAGAACAUCCAAAAGUGAAAGGCAGAUGAGAAGACAGGCACUGCCUCCUAGAACGGAGAAAAUGACUGUUGACCAGGAUUGGCCGAGCGUUUACCCUGUUGCAGCGCCCUUUAAGCCCUCCACAGUGCCUCUUCCUAUUCGGAUGGGUUAUCCAGUGAAAAAGGGUGUUCCCAUGGCAAAGGAGGGGAAUCUGGAACUUCUAAAGAUCCCUAAUUUUCUGCAUUUGACUCCUGUAGCAAUUAAAAAGCACUGCCAAGCUCUUAAAGAUUUCUGCACUGAGUGGCCAGCUGCACUAGACAGUGAUGAGAAAUGCGAGAAGCAUUUUCCUAUUGAAAUUGACACUGCUGAUUAUGUUUCAUCGGGACCAUCUAUUCGAAAUCCCAAAGCACGAGAAGUAACCCUAAGGGUGAAAUGUUCCAGUUUGAAUUUAGAUGAUCAUGCAAAGAAGAAAUUAAUUAAACUUGUAGGAGAACGAUACUGCAAGACCACAGAUGUACUCACCAUCAAAACAGAUAGAUGCCCUUUAAAGAGACAGAACUACGACUAUGCAAUGUAUCUACUGACAGUAUUAUACCAUGAAUCUUGGAAAACGGAAGAAUGGGAAAAAAGUAAGACCGAAGCAGACAUGGAAGAAUAUAUAUGGAAAAAUAGCUCCUCAGAAAAAAAUACCCUGGAAACGCUUCUCCGGAUUAACACUGCUGAGAACAAAGUGCAAGUAAAUAAAGAAGAGCUGCUGAGUACUAAAGAAGUUGAAGAUUACCAGAAGUCUCUUGUUAGUCUUAAGAAUGAGGGGGAAAAUGAAAUCACCCUUUCUCAGUACAAAGAGUCAGUGAAGAGACUACUAAAUUUAACAUGAGUUGUAAAGUGGAAAGAUCUGCUUUAUUAAUUUUACAAUAUGUGCAGUUAGUAUCUAAUUUGAUGUAAAAGUGAAAGUGUUUAAAGACCAAUUCUUACACAAGAGUUAAUUUUAAAGUUAUGUGUAAUCAUA